ACGGAUUUCUGGCUGGGAAAUCCGGAUUUGGAAAUAACCGAGGUCGCCUGCUUCAGGCCACGUUUCCGGUUUCACACCGUAAUAGAAUUUGUGGUUCACAAGGUGGCUCUAAUUUCGUACAGUAUACUGUAUCUGGAAUUUCUGGUCGGUAG
Dentiscutata erythropus is the source of this 152-nucleotide messenger RNA. Lineage: Eukaryota; Fungi; Glomeromycota; Glomeromycetes; Diversisporales; Gigasporaceae. The record is from the annotation of a GenBank genome assembly.